AUCUGGAUGAUGAGAAAAAUGCUUUGGGGUGUAGGCAUGCCCUGCGGGAAUACAAGAUCCACAAGGGGUUGGAGCAUCCUCGCAUUGUCCGACUCUAUGACGUGUUUGAGAUUGAUGCCAAUUCCUUCUGCACGGUGCUGGAAUAUUGCUCUGGGCAUGACCUGGACUUCUACUUGAAGCAGCACAAAUCCAUCCCUGAGAGAGAGGCUCGGUCCAUCAUCAUGCAAGUUGCCUCUGCUCUCAAAUACCUGAAUGAGAUCAAGCCUCCUGUGAUCCAUUAUGACCUCAAGCCAGGAAACAUCUUGCUGACAGAAGGGCAAGUGUGUGGUGAAAUUAAGAUCACAGACUUUGGGUUGAGCAAAGUGAUGGACGACGAUGUGUAUAAUCCCGAUCAUGGGAUGGAUCUCACCUCUCAAGGUGCUGGGACAUAUUGGUACCUCCCACCAGAGUGCUUUGUUGUUGGCAAAAAUCCCCCCAAAAUCUCCUCCAAAGUGGAUGUCUGGAGCCUUGGUGUCAUCUUUUAUCAGUGUCUCUAUGGGAAAAAGCCAUUUGGGCAUAAUCAGAGCCAGGCAACAAUCCUGGAAGAGAACACCAUCCUGAAAGCAACCGAGGUGCAAUUCCCUUCCAAGCCAACUGUGAGCAAUGAAGCCAAGGACUUUGUGCGAUCAUGCUUGCAGUAUAGGAAAGAGGACCGAAUUGAUGUUGUGCGCUUGGCAAAUCAUGAUUAUCUCCGCCCCCCGGUGUCGAAGACGCGCCAGACCCACAGCCAGCUGAUCAAGGGGGACUCUGGUAAAGUGACGUCCAUGGGUGGCGUGACUGCCUCUUCCACCUACCCUUCCUCCAAUCAUCAGCCUCAGUUGAACUUCACCUUUGGGGCAGCCCUCCACAAUAAUUGAUUGAUGGAGGAGGAGGUCUCCUUUCACCACAUGUGAUGAUGGAAUGUGAUUCCAAAAUGCUGUGCUGCAGGAGUGAAAUGCGUUUGCCAUUCACCCUUCCUCUCCCUUUCCCCCUCCCCAGGGCUUUCCCAGUGUGUGGACGUGUAAUCGACUCUUCCUUCUCCUCUCAUGGGAAGUCCGUGUGAUAAUAGGAAGAAAGAAAGAAUGGAAAUGUUCACACAUCCCAUAUUGUGAUAUGAGGGAGAGACAAGGAGACAGUUCUUUUUUCUUCUCCUUUCUUCUCUCUCGCUCCAGUUUUCUUCUCCCGUUGUGUUUGUUAUGUUCAAGUGAGAAUUCCACUGGUUUUUUUUCCUUACAACACUUCAUUUAUUCAUUGAUCCACAUGUUCUUGAUACAAGAUCAUAUGGCAUGAAGAAAUGGUGGGACUCAUUCCAUGAAUGAGAGGGAAUCUCUCAACCUGCAGCAUGGUCCCAUGUUCAUGAGCUUCCUCCAAUGAGCAGACUCUUACCCCUGCCCUUUUUAUCCUCUGCAUCCCAUUUUUCCCCCACUGUUGUUUUUUUUUUCACAUUUCAGCAUCCCAUCACUCACAGCUAUGAGUAGAGGAGCCAAUGAUUUGAUCAUGAGUUGCCUUCUCAGAGUGCAAUGCACCCUAAUUGAUGAAUUGGCUUCUUUGGAAUUUUUUUUUACACUUGCUUCAUGGUUGCUUUGCUAGUUUCAUGAUAAGACUUUUCAUGGUUCAGUCAGUACACAAAGCUGGCAGUUGUUCAAAAACAUGUCAUACUGAUCAGGUUCCUUCAUUUCUAUACAGUGUUUGAUGAGCGGAGUAGUUCCACUGUGCUUGUUCAUCCUUUCCUUUCUCCCUUCCCCGCUUCCUUCCCUCAUUCCCCUUCUCCCUUCUGGAUGUAUCAUUUGUAAAUCGAAUAAUGAGGAAGCAAACAUAGAGAUUCUAUUGGAAUAAAUGGUUGGCAAGCCAUACAGGUAC
Darwinula stevensoni is the source of this 1878-nucleotide messenger RNA. The record is from the annotation of a GenBank genome assembly. Lineage: Eukaryota; Metazoa; Arthropoda; Ostracoda; Podocopida; Darwinulidae.